Messenger RNA from Symbiodinium sp. CCMP2592, 927 nucleotides. The record is from the annotation of a GenBank genome assembly. NCBI's taxonomy places the organism in Eukaryota, Dinophyceae, Suessiales, Symbiodiniaceae.
AUGCUGCCUUGCACAACCAUUGUGGGUCUGCUGGUGCUCGCUCAAGUGUUGAACUAUUUGGUGCAGCUCUCGCGGGUAGAAGCCUCGACUGCCGGAGAGACUUCCAUCAAGAUGUGGCAAAGACAUCAGAAUGAGGAGCUGCCUGAAGAGGUUCGAGGCAUUCUGUGGAUGAAGGGCAACACAUGCCCCGAGCUUCAACUGACAUUGGAAGCUGGAGCCUAUGACAAGAGCAGUCGAACGCUUCUCCUGCCGUUUGGCACCGCGUAUAGCUGGUCCUACAAUUCGGACCUGGCCGGUUGGUUGGAGUAUGCGGCCGUGACGCUCAAUUUGGCUUUCCUCAGCCCAGGCAAGCUCAGGGUAGAGUUCGCCGAAGACUUCAGAUCUGCAACGAUUCAGAUCACCUUCGCCGGCAUCAGCUUGGCAGAGAGCGCGGGACUCUGGGCUUUGAACCGGACGGAUGAGUCAGGAGACUUCUGGAAUCGCAUGCAAUGGAAUGCUUCCGAGAGGAAGUGGGAGCUCGUUUAUGACAUCAAGAAGGCUCUUGGUGCCGACGGGGUAAAGUUACCAGCAUGGUCACAAAUGGUUCAAUCUGUGCUGUCUGGAGUUGUGGUACAUGGCAAAGGGUGUGGCUCCUCCAUGAUCAAAACCGAUUCGCAGCUCGUGCACGGAGAUUUCUUGAUGCGUCAAGUGUUUUUGACCAUCCUCUUCAGUGCCUUGUGGUUGACAUUGGCCGGGUACUGCCUCCAAAGAAGUGAUGCAAAGGCCCCAUCGGCGGAAAUGCAGCCGCUUACUUACGAGCCGUGUCACACCACAGAGCCACUACCAAUGUUGCUGGGGCCUCAAUUUGGGCCUCAGUCAUCCCCAUCAGACCGUUUGUGUAUGCCACACAAGGAUCUGCCUGAACCCCUGGAGCUCGCAACGGUGUGA